Messenger RNA from Antechinus flavipes (yellow-footed antechinus), 1107 nucleotides. RefSeq names its product olfactory receptor 5V1-like. Gene Ontology annotation, cellular component: membrane. The record is from RefSeq and is a predicted model, not a curated record. NCBI's taxonomy places the organism in Eukaryota, Metazoa, Chordata, Mammalia, Dasyuromorphia, Dasyuridae. Bases 1 to 1107 code for a protein of 368 amino acids. Gene Ontology annotation, biological process: G protein-coupled receptor signaling pathway. Gene Ontology annotation, molecular function: olfactory receptor activity; G protein-coupled receptor activity. The transcript has 3 exons.
AUGUCCUUCUGCUUUUACAUCCUUGAGAAGUUGGCUUUCAAGGUGUCAGUAACCCUUACGUUGAUCUACAAGUGUGGAAGUACACUACAAGUGUCUUUGUUAGAAAGAGAUAACAUAGAAGAUACAAUUCAGAAGAUAACCACCACUCAGGAAUUCAAAGAAAGGAAAAACCAAACAACUGUCAUGGAAUUCAUCUUCCUGGGAUUUUCAAACCACCCUGACCUUCAGGGAUUGUUUUUUCUCUUGUUUUUAAUUAUUUACUUGAUAACUAUCCUAGGAAAUACUCUCAUAUUAGCUGCAAUUAAGAUCAACCCUGUCCUUCACACCCCUAUGUAUUAUUUCCUCAGUAAUUUGUCUUUCCUGGACAUCUGCUACACGUCCACCACUGUCCCCAUUAUUCUAGUAAACUUUUUCCGAGAAAAGAAGACCAUUUCCUAUGAAGGUUGCCUGGCCCAGAUCUUUUUCCUUGUUACUUUUGCAGGCUGUGAGUGUGUCCUGUUGGCUGUUAUGGCUUAUGAUAGAUUUGUAGCCAUUUGCCAUCCAUUACGCUACCCAGUCCUUAUGAGCAAGAGAGUCUGUGCCUAUUUAGCAGCUGGGACUUGGUUGUACAGUAUAGUGAAUUCUCUGAUGCACACAGGGCUCACAGCAACUCUCAGUUUGUGUGGUCCCAACCAGAUCAGCCAUUUUCUCUGUGAUAUCCCUCUGCUCCUGAAGCUCUCCUGCUCAGAUACUUCAGCCAAUGAGGUUGCACUUUAUGUAUCCAGUGCCACCUUUGGUCUGAGUCCCUGCCUGUUCACUGCUGUCUCCUAUAUCCUCAUUAUCUCUGCCAUUCUGAAGAUCCAGUCUGCUCAAGGGCGGCAGAAAGCCUUCUCCACCUGUGCCUCUCAUCUCACUGUGGUGGUCAUCUACUAUGGAACCAUCAACUUCAACUAUGACCGGCCCAGCUCAGGCUACUCCCUGGAUGUGGACAUCCUGGCCUCUGUUUUGUUCUGUAUUGUUACCCCCAUGUUAAACCCCAUCAUCUAUAGCCUGAGAAACAAGGAUGUCAAGGAUACCCUGAAGAAAUUAUUUGAAGGGUUUGUGUCAUCCUGUGGUUCAACUGUUUAG